UUUUUCUGUAGAAAUAUGGAUAAUGCAUAAAUAUCAUAAUAAUAUCAUAAUAAUAACGAUAAUAUGGCUGCACCAUACCUAGUUAAUCCUUUUUACACAAGCUAACAGACUCAUGUAUUGUUCUCAUAAUGUAUGUGUUAUUUCUUUGAAAAAUAAAACACAGAGCUAACACAGAGAUACAACCAUUCACAUCAACAGCCAAGUAGAGUAACCUCAAGGCGCUUUAUAUUGUCGACCCUAAAAUAAUACUGUGGUAUGACUGAGACAGCGGGACCACAGAUUCAGUGUUAAAGCCAUUUUAUUUAUUCUGGCUGCAGCUCUCGGCUGUCAGCCGCACAGCACACCACAAAAACCAACACACAACAACCCACACAAAAUAGUGUUCCCGUCUUUGUUUUGCACUUUUUUUUGUUUUCACAACCCUCAUACGGUCAAGAGAAGCAAAUCCACUAACCUUUAAUCACGGAAGAGCUACGAACCACACUGUGAAGCAUGGAGAAGGUGUGAUGGUGUGGGGGUGCUUAGCUGGUGACACUUUUGGAGACUUAUUCAAAAUUGUAGGCACACUGAACCAGCAAGGCUACCACAGCAUCCUUCAGUGUCAAGCCAUUCCAUCCAGUUUGCAUUAGGUUUGGCCAUCAUUUAUUUCUGAUAAGUCUGGAGACUGUGCUGCCACUCCAUGUUUUCAAGCUCACCAUCUUGUUCUUUCUUCCUGAGGUAGUUCUGGCACAGCUUGGACUUGUGUUUUGGGUCUUCUUGCUGUAGGCGCACACCAGAGGGUCCUGCACGGUGCUGCAGAAUGCUGUCGUAGCUGUUUUGGUUCAGGGUGCCUCUCACUCUGUAUAAGUCACCGACCCUGGAUCUAGCAAAACAGCCCCGGACCAUCACACAUCCUCCUCCACAUUUGACGGUUGAUGGCACACACUGUGGAACCAUCCUUUCACCUACUUGAUGGCGUACAAAGAUCCUACGUGAUGAACUGAAGAUUUCAAAUUUUGAUUGAUGAGCCCAUAAUACCUUCUUCCAGUCUUCAGUAGUCCAAUGGUGGUGUUUCAUGCCCAGGCAAGCCUCUGUCUUAUUCUGAAGUCUUAGCGAUGGCUUUCUUGCUGCAACUUGUCCUGUCAAACCUGCAGCUUGAAUGAAGUCUUCUCUUUACAGUUGAAACUGAGACUUUCUUACGACCACUAUUAAGCUGUGCUUGAAGCUGUUGUCCUUGUGAGCCGCCGAUCACACAAGCUGUUAACUCUCAGAAACUUGAAAUUUCUUUGAAAUUUCUCUGUAGGAAAGAUCUACAUUUUUAGGUGUUAUGAUUGUUAUCAAGAAAUUCCAUUGUUAAUUGCCUUUUUCUCGCCAUUUUUGUAGCAACACACUACUUUCUGCAGUACAAUACUGUUCAAUUGAUACUGACGAGGGUAUGGUACCACAGUGUAUUCCAACACUGCUUUUAUACAGACAGAGGGGGUUGUAAUUAAUCCAGAAAAGUUGGAACACCUGUAGGAAUUACUCACACCAGCUUUCAAAGCUUCAUGAACCGCCAUUGCUGCAGAAGAGCUUUAAAUUGUUAACCCAUGUUUUCUUCCCUGAAAAAGGCCUGUUUGUAUAAUUCUGAAAUAUACAUUAUGUUUCAGUUUUGGUUAACCUUACCUUUUUUUAACCUCUAGCAGUUCACCUACCUUGAAUGUACUUGAAUGACUUGAAUUGCAAUAAAUAACUGGACUUUCGAUUGGUAGUGUCUAUGUAUAUGUCUGUGCGUGUAACAAACCUUCAUGGUGACAUCUGCACACUGUAAUGAAACACUACCUUUUUUUGUAAGACAGGCAGAAAGGCUGGGGCAAUAGUACAUGCUCACAGUUUUCACAAAAUCUGAUUAAGUUGUAUACGCAAGUUUUUUUUUCUGUGCUUAGAAACUGCAAUCUGUCCUCAGUGAGAGUGUCACACUGUUCUAAAAUACUCCACAGUGUCUAGUUAGAGUCAGUAAUUAAACAAGACAUCUGCUAGAACGAGGAGCCAACUGAAAAUGAAGCAAAUUACUUUAUUACUGCUGUUCAAAAAAAUUGGAUACGAGUGUAAAAGUUAAUCCACUGCUCGGGUCAAUUAAAGCCAAGAGAAACGCCUAAGUUAAAAUUUUUCCUUUCCCUGUGAUUGGAUCACUAGCUGCCCAGUUUGCAUGCCAAACUGUCCUUGGGAAAGAUAUAGGACCCCAAGUUGGACGGAAAACUCCUUUAAAAAGUGCUCGUUUCAAUGAGGCAUGUUGUGAAGUGCUUUGAGUACCUAAGUGAAAAAGUCAUAUAUAAGAACUAACUCAUGAUAAAAAGAAAUAAAGUGGACUAACUUAGUUGUAACAUUUUAUAUUCUUUCUACUACUAUGUUUAGUAGAAAGAACUUGAAGUCACUUUAAGUAGUCAUGUAUGAUUUGAUCAGUUUUUUACAUCAUUGUGGAUGAACUUAGGGCCACUCUUCUUUACAGCUUUACUUAAGUUUAUUUAUGCUCAGCUCUCCUAAGGUCUGAUGAGUGCAGUUCAGUUAGGCUUAGGUCUGCUCUUUGACUGGGCCUCCCUUUGAGAAGCAGUCUCAAAGGGAGUUCUGUAGCUCACAUGUUGGAGCAGGUCAUCUACUAAUCAGAAGGGUAGGGUUCAAUCCUUGGCUCCUCCCAUCUGCAUGCCAAAUAUCCUUGGGGAAAAUACUAAUGUCAAGUUGAUCUCUGAUGCAUCCAAAAUGUGAAUGUGUGUGAAUGUUAGAUGGAAAGCAUUGAAAAAACUGCUUGUAUGAAUGGAUGUGAAUAGGUGAAUGGGGCAUGUUGUAUAGAGAAGAAGAGUGCCACUUGGUGAUGAUCAAUUAAUCAAGUAUGUUUAAAAACCAGCACCUGGCUGCUGCAUACCCUCUUGAUUCCUAAGGUAACAGUAUGGGUGUACUUAGUUUAAUAUGUCAUGUGUUACUGUUCAUCUAGCUGGCAAACCUUUAGGACACGCUAAAGAUCUGAUUAUUUUUAUGAUGUCCUGAUUUGUAUAAUAACCUGGAAUUUAAAGAUGGUAUGUUUUUUUCACACAACCGAGAACAGAAAAGAAGACUUACUCACUGUGAUGCAUCAAAAUCAUGAUUGGAGUGCAUCCUUAUAAACACAUGUCAAAUACCAACAGUCUGGUGUGGGUCUGGAUUCGGUAUAAUCUUACACAUAGGAUGUCAGACCCUCAGGCUACCCUCUUGCUUGGCUCACCCACAGUUUUUUCUGUUUCUCUGUUUGGUCAGAGGCAUUCAUACCAGAGGCCUGUUCAAAGUCAUUUGUAGAGCUCUAGCAGUCCUCAUCCUGUUUCUUCUUGAACAAUGGAGCAGAUACCUUUAUUGAUGAUGGCUUAACAACCAUCUACAGACCUGUCUGGUUCUCCAAGAGUAUGCCUGUCUCCUGGAAUCUCCUCCGUGCUCCUGAGACUGUGCUGGCACCUUACAGUAAUGCAAAACUCCAGUUAGCUUCAAGGCCUGUGAUACACAGAAUUUUUUAAACCACUUACAGGUCUGCAUUUCUCAUUUUUGCCAUGGAACAGGAUGUCCUGCUACGAACACAGCAGCAAGCACCUGGUUACCGUUCAAGCAUUUAGAUUCUGACGGGCAACCAAUCAGAAGAAUGUUGCCUUAAAACAACGUUCUUUUCUUUCCAAGAAUAAAAAUAAUGAGCAAUUAACUUUAUAGUUGAUCAGCAAUCAAGAAGUUACAGCAAUUCACAGACAUAGAUUGAUUAUAACUAUAUAUUUGUUAUUAUAUUAUAUAGUAGUAAUAAAACAAAUGAAUCAGAAUUUUGAACAUAUGUCAAAUUAAGAACCAUUUCAAAAAUUGUUGAUCAGCAGAAAGCUGGUAUAUGUUUGGUGAGAGUAUUCACAUCUCUCUGUUACUGUCCCUUUAAGCAGUCAGUGUAGACUGUGACUGGCCAGCUGAGUGAGUGAGUUUCAGCCUGUACUGCUGUAGUGUCGAGCCAGAGCAGCAGACAGCACAGGUGCUCAAGUAGAGCUCUCACCCUGAUACACACACAAACACAGAUUAUUCACACACAAUCGUGCACAUUCUCUGAGUAGAGACAGCAUGAGUACAGUGUCUGAGUCUCUAGAUGGGAGCAGCAGGUCUCUGUCUGCAGCCAGGAGACACAAGAGUAUCAGGAAAACCUCCAGGAGGAUUUAUUCUGCCUACCAGGACCACCAGGAGGGCUCCUCAGAUGAAGAAGACAAAGUAGAUGAGAGGGUGGACAGCAAUGAUCCAGAGGAGAUGUUCCAAAACAUUCAGUACCAGAAGGAGAUCAUCGCCAAUAUUCGGACUAGGCCCUGGCCAAUGAGGCGCAAACUCAAAGUCCUAAAGCAGGCCAGAGAGAUUGUUCUGAGAUAUGAGGGCCGACUAACCAGAACCAGAGGUUACCAGACCGCAGGAGCUGAUCUGCUGAAGAAACUUUCCCGUUUGCUUUACAACAUUGUGGUGCUGUUCAUUCCUUGGGAAGUCAGGAUCAAGAAAAUUGAAAGUCACUUUGGGUCAGGCGUGGCCUCCUACUUUAUCUUCCUCCGCUGGUUGUUUGGGAUCAACAUUGUUCUCACCAUCAUGACUGGAGCCUUCAUUGUCCUACCAGAGCUGCUGGCUGGAGCACCAUUUGGAACAACAAGAAGUAAAACUAUUCCCAAGGAACACCUGGCUUCAGCCCAGGACCUGGACACCAUCUGGUCUCUUGGGGGCUACCUCCAGUACUCUGUGUUAUUCUAUGGUUACUAUGGCAGGGUGAGGAAAAUCGGCAGUGCAGGGUACCGAUUACCCCUUGCCUACUUCCUGGUUGGAAUGGCUGUCUUUGCCUACAGUUUCAUCAUUCUGUUGCGAAAAAUGGCAAAGAAUUCACGCCUGAGCCUGGCCAGUGCUUCUGAUGAAAGCUUCACUUUCUGCUGGAGAGUGUUCUGUGCCUGGGAUUACCUGAUAGGAAACCCAGAGGCUGCAGAGAGCAAAGGAGCUGCCAUUGUUAACAACAUCAGGGAAGCCAUUGUCGAAGAGCAAGAAAAGAAGAAGGAUACCAGUCUUGCAGUUCUGAUCAGUCUACGGAUCUUGGCCAACAUCCUGGUGCUCCUCUCUUUAGCAGGGAGCAUAUACAUCAUUUACUUUGUGGUGGAUCGUUCUCAGAAACUGGAGCAGAAGAAGCCGGAGCUGACGCUAUGGGAGAAGAAUGAGGUGAGUGUAGUGGUUUCUCUCAUCACCAUGAUUGCUCCAUCUGCUUUUGAACUGGUGGCUCAGCUGGAGAUGUACCACCCACGAACCUCACUGCGAUUCCAGUUGGCCAGGGUCCUUGUCUUAUACCUUGGGAAUCUCUACAGUCUCAUCAUUGCUCUCCUUGAUAAAGUCAACAGUAUGAGCUCUGCUGUCCACGUGAGUAACAGUAACUGGAAUGAGUCCAGCUCCUUUCUGGCCACAAUAUCUCAUCCUGAGGGAAACAGCCUCUCCACCCUAGUGUCAGAUAUCUCCCUCUCUAAGAAUCACAACAGCACCACAGCAACCAUCGCCACAGUGCUGGCUGUAACCAGCAGGAGCAGCUCAGGGGACGUCUACAACCAGACAGCUGUGUUUGAAAAGAACACCCGACAACAGGAUCAGUGCUGGGAGACCUAUGUUGGACAGGAGAUGUUGAAGCUGUCCAUCAUUGACAUGAUCUUCACAGUGGCGAGCAUCCUGCUCAUUGACUUCAUCAGAGGUCUAGUGGUUCGCUACCUCAGUGACUGCUGCUGCUGGGAUUUAGAGAGCAAAUUUCCUGAAUAUGGAGAAUUCAAAAUAGCCGAGAAUGUCUUGCAUCUAAUUUAUAACCAAGGAAUGAUCUGGAUGGGGGCAUUUUUUUCUCCCUGUCUUCCUGCCUUUAAUGUGCUGAAGCUGAUUGGUCUGAUGUAUCUGAGGAGCUGGGCUGUACUUACCUGCAAUGUUCCCCAUCAGCAGGUCUUUCGAGCAUCCAGGUCAAACAACUUCUACCUGGCUAUGCUGCUUUUCAUGCUGUUUUUGUGUAUGCUGCCCACCAUCUUUGCUAUAGUGAGAUACAGACCAUCACAACACUGCGGACCUUUCAGUGGUCAAGAGAAGAUUUACGACAUCAUCUCUGAGACAGUGGCCACUGACUUCCCGGUGUGGUUCAGUAAAGUAAUAAGUUACAUCACCAGUCCUGUCGUCGUACUGCCAGCACUGCUGCUGCUGUUCAUGCUGAUAUACUAUCUCCAGUCUAUCGCCAGAUCCCUCAAAUUCACCAACAACCAGCUAAGGAUGCAGCUCCAGACUGAGCGCACUGAAGACAAGAAGAAAGUCUUCCAGAUGGCUGCAGCGAGACUACAGAUUCCAGAGGCUGCUGCAGACAAAAAGUCAGAUCAUGAGGAAAACAACAUCGCCAGCCAAGAGUCCUCUAACCACACCCCAUCUCCCUGUCAGAAUAGCAGCACCACAAACUUUGAAUCCCCUGUUCAUCGUGGGAAUUGCAUCCGCACCAUCACGAAAUCAGUAUCUAGAGGAGACCUGAACAGAGGAAGUGUGGCCGGAUCUAUCAGAAGUCCAGCAGUAACCGUACUGCCCAAACAUUGGCUGGAGCACAUUCCUAACAGGCCUCCACCUUUUCUUGGUGGUCCUAGUGGUACCUGCAGAUCCAAGUCCUACCAUCACAUGGUAUACAAUUCUCCACCUCACUGUUCUGACAGCAUUCACUCUGACCCCUUGUGCAGGAAGACUGUACAUUCUGUUCAUCCAGUUGAAGCUGCUGGGAUCAUUACUGCACAGAGUUAUAGAGGACGCCGUGGUCACACCACCCGCUAUGUGAUUGUCAAUGAGCAUGAACCCAGGAAAAAGUUGCUGCGCUCAGCCACACGGAUCCCACGCCAUUAUUUCAUGGAGGAACCCACAGAGAUCAUGGAACUGUACCCACGUAAUGUCAGACGCUACACACCACGCAAUGCUCACAGUAAACCACGUCCUUACCAGUCCCACGCAUCACAGCAACAUCCGAGUGAAGAGGAUGAGGAGGAAGACCAAGGGAAAGGCAGGAGAAAGAUGUCACUAGGGAAAACUCAUCGGGCCCGCUCACCGUCUAACCUCCAACAGCCAGCACAUUUCUACAUUGGUGACCGUCUAGAAACCUACAUAACUAUAUCUAAAGAAAACCACACAGCUCAAGGAAGAUAUGGGGCUCAAGACGUAGAUGAAGAGGAGAAUGGAGUAGGAGAAAUAGCCUGUGAAGAUGAAGAGUCACACUCUGAGUCACAGGCUAAUGUGAGAGUAGUUGACCCUCUUCUUCUGCAAACCAGAUGUCACAUUCAUUCCCCGAGAAGACAGUAUCUGUCUCAAACUCGGGCCAGGCAUGUUGAGCCUCAUGUGAAGUCCAAGACAAAGCAAAAGCUGGAGAAUGUGCAGACUGAGUCAGACUCAGCUUCCCUGGCCUCUAGCAGUGACCAGCAGAAUAGCAGCAAUGACCAGUAUAUUCAGGUUAUCCACAACAAGGAGCGCUAUUUGAAGUCUGGAGCCAGGCAAGGACAAAUGGCCAAAAAGAAAUCCAAAACCAGCUUUGAUCUAAAAAUCACUGAAUCAAACGAUCUGGUCUGCUCCAAUGUUUGAAAUGUUGGUUUCUGUUAAAUAAUAUAUGUAGCAUUAGGCAUUAACUGACACUCUGCACUGAAAGCACACAAAAAUGUCAUUUCCUUUCUGUGUUUGUGUGAUUCCAUAUCCUUUUGAUGCUGUUAAAUAAUUGCACUAGCUAUUGUGGAAGUGCAAAGAACAAUAGAAGAAUGUGUCUACUUGUGUAACAUCAGCAAUAAAAACAUAAACAACUUAAAUAAUUACAUUUGGUUGCCUUUUAUUAUAGAUGGAUAGAUAGAAUUGUAUCCGAGCUGACUAAAAAUACCCAGCUUAAUUUGCUGUAAUCACGGAAGAGGGUGUUCACGGGUGCGUGUGAAGCUGGA
Messenger RNA from Haplochromis burtoni (Burton's mouthbrooder), 7937 nucleotides. RefSeq names its product transmembrane channel-like protein 3. Bases 4072 to 7593 code for a protein of 1173 amino acids. NCBI's taxonomy places the organism in Eukaryota, Metazoa, Chordata, Actinopteri, Cichliformes, Cichlidae. Gene Ontology annotation, cellular component: plasma membrane. Gene Ontology annotation, molecular function: mechanosensitive monoatomic ion channel activity. The transcript is spliced from 22 exons. The record is from RefSeq and is a predicted model, not a curated record.